Apus apus (common swift) is the source of this 2521-nucleotide messenger RNA. RefSeq lists its product as uncharacterized. The transcript is spliced from 2 exons. The record is from RefSeq and is a predicted model, not a curated record. The coding region runs from base 120 to 1838 and encodes 572 amino acids. NCBI's taxonomy places the organism in Eukaryota, Metazoa, Chordata, Aves, Apodiformes, Apodidae.
GUGACAACAAUUUAAUUGGCGCCCAACGUGGGGCUUGAUUUUAAGCCCAGAUUACACAUUUUCCUCAAUUGGGAGUGUCCAAAAUUCCAUCUCUGAAGGGAGGAAUCCCUCAGAGAGCAAUGAGCAAUAAUUCUGCUGAGUGUUCUGACGGAUUGAAAACUGAACAGACACUUGCUGCAAUGAAUCUAUUGGAUCUUUUUCCAAACCUGCAAUUGUACAUGUGGUAUGUAGCCGAGGGCAUUCUGCACUUUGUAGCUGCUCUUGUGAUUCAUUUGUGGUUUAUUGACAGAACUGUAGCCAUAGUCAACCGUAUCAUUACCAGCCUAGUGAUCCUAGGGAUGAUGAUACUGUUCUCUAUGGGGUCACUGUAUGUGUACAGUUACACUGCUAGUCCUACUGGUACAACUCCUAAAGUGAAUAGAACGGUCCAUGUUGAUAACAGCAAUAGCUGGUUCAAUUUUACCUCUCCAUAUUCUCUCAAGCUGAAUCUCCCAGCUCUUGAUGUGAAUAGCAUGGUUGCAGUGGGGAUGUUUUUGCUGAAUGUUUAUAAUAUAUUGUGGAUGCGUAGGACCAGAUGUUGUUCUGCUCACUGCCACUCCCCCACAGGCAAUGUUGCUGCCACUGCUGCUGCCAACACCACUGCUGCCAAUACCACCACUCCUGCUGCUACAAAAGCAACUGCUUCUACAAAGAAAAAGCCUGAUCCAUCGCGAACCAAGCUAGUUAACCCUGUGACUAGGAGCAAGGCAAAGACAAAAGCAGCAGAAAGUGAGGGUGAGGAAGAAGAGGAUCCUAAUACAGAUGAUGGAGCAGGUACCUCUCAGACAGAUAAAAAACCAGACCACUCUCAGACAGAUAAAAAACCAAGCCACUCUCAAGCAAAUAAAAGAACAGCAGGUCCUCCUCAAUCAGAUGACGACGAUGACCUUGCCCACCCUUUCUCUAUGAAAGAACUGCGCCUCAUGAGAAAGGACUUCACCCGCAUUGAUGGUGAGGGAAUCCUUCCUUGGCUGCUCCGAUGCUUUGAUAGUGGUGCUGAGACCUACAAUGUGGAUGAGAGAGAAGCCAAGCAGUUGGGAUCCCUGGCCAGAGAUGCUGGUAUUGACAGAGCACUUAGUAGUAAGACAGGAACUACUACCCUGUGGGACCGACUUCUUUCAGCUGUGAGAGAGAGAUAUCCCCACAAGGGUGACAUUGGAUGGCGCCGAAGCAGAACACCCACUCUCGAGAAAGCCAUCACCUACUUGAGAGAGAUUGCUGUGCGAGAGGUGAUCUAUAAUAACGAUGGAAUCACAGAUCCUGAUGAUGUUGAGUGUGACACACAAAUGUUCCGGAAGUUUGUUCAGGCUGUACCAGCAGCGCAUGCCCAUAUAUUCUCCUUUAUGGGAUGUUUUGAAGGUUACGAAAGACCAACUGUACGUGAGGUAACUGUUAAAGCACGACAGUACGGAGAUAUCCUCUCUGAUUCCCUUUACUUCCAAACCUCAGCCGUUAAGAAAAUGGUUGACAGGAAGUAUAAGAUGCCAAAUGGAUGGGGAAGUAAACCCCAGACUCUUCCUAGAGACAACUGGUCACGUGUUGCAGCUAUUAAGAAGAGACGUCCUGCUACGAGACAGCAGCAAGGAAGACAGGACUCACUGCGACGCCACCUGUGGUCUCUCUUGAAAAAUCAUUUUAGAGAGGACAUGAGAGUCUGGGACAAGAAACCCACUGAUAUGCUCCAGUUACGUGUGCAAGAGCUUCUAAACAGAACAAAGCCAGGAGAUGGUUCUUCCAAGAGGAAGGUUGCACCAGUCAACAACCAGGAUGGUUCAUCGAGCUCUAGUGCUCAACCCUAGGGAUGCCCUGCCUCCAGCCAGGAGGAGGAGAGGGACAACCGAGUUUAUUGGACUGUGUGGAUUCGGUGGCCUGGCACAUUAGAACCACAAAGAUAUAAAGCUUUGGUGGACACUGGUGCACAGUGCACUCUAAUGCCAUCGAAUCAUAAAGGGACAAACCCUGUCACUAUCUCUGGAGUGACAGGAGGUUCUCAACAACUGACUGUUGUGGAGGCCGGUGUGAGCCUCACUGGUAAGGAGUGGCAAAUGCACCCUAUAGUGACUGGCCCAGGUGCUCCGUGCAUCCUUGGCAUAGACUAUCUCAGGAAAGGAUACUUCCGUGACCCGAAAGGGUACCGGUGGGCCUUUGGUAUAGCAGCUGUAGAGACUGAGGACACUGAACAGCUGCGUACUUUGUCUGGCCUUUCAGAUGACCCUUCUGUAGUAGGGUUGCUGGAGGUUGAAGACCAACAGGUGCCAAUUGCCACUUCAACAGUGCAUAGACGACAGUAUCGCACCAACAGAGACUCUGUGAUCCCCAUUCAUAAGCUGAUUCGGCAAUUGGAAAGCCAAGGUGUGAUUAGCAGGACUCAUUCACCCUUCAAUAGUCCUAUCUGGCCAGUGCGAAAGCCUGAUGGCGAGUGGAGGCUGACAGUGGACUAUCGUGGCCUGAAUGAGGUGACACCACCACUUAGCGCUGCUGU